This is a messenger RNA of Megachile rotundata (alfalfa leafcutting bee), 2689 nucleotides long. RefSeq names its product spliceosome-associated protein CWC27 homolog. The record is from RefSeq and is a predicted model, not a curated record. Gene Ontology annotation, cellular component: catalytic step 2 spliceosome. Gene Ontology annotation, biological process: protein peptidyl-prolyl isomerization; protein folding. Gene Ontology annotation, molecular function: peptidyl-prolyl cis-trans isomerase activity. Lineage: Eukaryota; Metazoa; Arthropoda; Insecta; Hymenoptera; Megachilidae.
UAUAUUGUAUAUCAUUUUAUAUAAUAAUUUUCUUCGUGAUUUACUACGUAGUGGACAGGGUCGCCGCGACGUAAAUGUUCCGUGGAACUUCAUCUCUACGAUUUAUAUUUAUAGAUAAUUAUAAAAGUAUAUAUAUUUGUAAAAUUUACAUAUACUAAUGUAUGAUAAAGUUUUCUUGUAUUAUUGUUUUACAUGAACUUCCACAUAUGAUAGGGGCACUCCCCUACCAUUAUGGGGACUCCAGGAUCUAUCGAGCGCGCUUUUCUAAUAAACCAAUAUGAUUGUAAUUUUCUGUUGAGUUUUAAGGGAUAAAUCGUCAUGUGUUAUAUGGUCACACGUUGUAACAUCCACGCAUUUUACCGCAAAUAUCUAUGCAUGGAGACUUCGGCAAAAAACAAAAUUUUUUUGUUAAUCCUUAUUAUUUCUGUGGCUUCAUUCAUGGCAAUAUAACAGGAGUCUACGUAUCAAUCGAAAUUACGGAAUAUGACAAAACAAAGCUGUACCAUGUUCUAUCCAAUAACUGUGAGAUACAGUAGUUUCCAAAGAAGAGGACUCUUCCUAAGGGUUCAUCUAGCAGAGAGGAAGAAGAGGAUUCAUUGAAGAAAUUGAUGAGAAAAAUUCCUUAGCCAUCAUAGUCUGCUGAAUAAUAAGGCCAUUCCUACUUGAUCCAAAAAUUUCAGGUAUACUGAUGACUUUGAAUUAUGCCUGAAUUGCAGUAAUUAGUUAGAAGAUGCUUUAGGCAUCUGCUAUCAAAAUCAUUUUCAAUUUUUCCCCCAUAAUUGCAUUCCCCAAUGAAGUACAAAAGAAUACUGAAAGUUGUUCCAGCAUUAGGUGUCAAGUCAAGGUUGCAUAUUUCAGACAUUUCAACCCAGUGUCGUUUUUGAAGAGCUGGAUUACAUACACAUGUUACUAAUGGUAAAGAACAUCAGCUUGUGUCAACAUCGAACCAGUCAAUACGUCAAUUCUGCGUCCCUGUGAAACGCGCAAUGGAAUCAUGAAAUAAACUAUUUAUGUUAAUAAAGAAUUUUUCUCUAUUGUUAAGAAGAAUCUAUAAACAUGAGUAAUAUUUAUAUACAAGAACCACCCACAACGGGUAAAGUGAUGAUGAAAACAACGGUGGGUGAUAUUGAUUUAGAGUUAUGGACAAAAGAAGCUCCCAAAGCAUGUCGAAAUUUUAUACAACUAUGUAUGGAGGGAUAUUAUGACAAUACUAUAUUUCAUAGAAUUAUUAAAGGAUUUAUAGCUCAAGGUGGAGAUCCAACAGGCACAGGAGAAGGAGGUGAAAGUAUAUAUGGACAAACAUUUAAAGAUGAGUUUCAUACAAGAUUGCGAUUUUGUCGACGUGGUUUACUUGCUAUGGCUGGUGCUGGCAAGGAUGAUAAUGGUUCUCAGUUCUUUUUUACAUUUGGUCCUACACCAGAAUUGCAGAAUAAACAUACCAUCUUCGGCAAAGUUACUGGAGAAACUGUAUAUAAUAUGUUAAAACUUGAAGAAGCACUUGUGGAUGAAAAUGAUAGGCCACUUUAUCCUCCAAAAGUAAUAAAGACAGAAAUACUUAAUAACCCAUUCUCUGAUAUUGUACCAAGAACAACACCAAAAAGAAGCGAAGAAGCAAAGGACAGUACAAAAACUAAAAAAGCAGGAGUGAAAAAUUUCAAUCUUUUAUCUUUUGGAGAAGAGGCUGAAGAAGAUGAGGAAGAAUAUGUUACAUUGAAUAAGCAGUUGAGUGGCAAAAGUAAAUCAGCUCAUGAUAAUUUAGUAGAUCCAAAGUUAAGCGCUCAAACGUCCGUCGAGCCAGCUGGUCCUCCAAGUAAAAAACGAAAAGAAGAUCGUAGUAGUGACUGGGAAAGUGAUGAUGAAAUAAAAACCACUGAAGAAUUAGAAACGAUAAAAAAGGAGAAAGAGGCAAUGAAGGAAAGAAUAAAGAGUAAACUAAGAGAUACAAAGAAAGAACCUAAGAAAGUAGAAAGUUAUAAAGUAGAUGAUACUGAAGGCGAUAAGGAUAUAGAGGAAGAGUACUAUCUUGGAAAAGAUAGGGAUAUGGAACGUAAAAGAAAAGCGGAAGAAAUUAGAAAAGAAAUCCGGGAUUUAAAACGCGAUGUUAAAAACGAGAAGAAAGCAAAAGAAGCUGAUAAAAAAAUACAACAAGCACAGGAAGAAAAGAAGGAAAAGAAAACUGAAAUUAUGAAAGAGUACAUUGAAACCCAAGAGAAAUAUAAGGAAGCAAAGUCAAAACUACCUAAAAAGGGUAAAAGCCGCGAAGAUUUUACUAUGGAGUUAUUGAUGAAAUUUAAAUCUAAACUUCAAAAUGCUAAAGAAACUAAAAGAGAAACAUCGCCGGAACCAUCGAAAACGGAAAACGAUAAGGAAGACGAUUUUGAUCCAGCUGACGAAUCUUGGAUGGUACAUACAUUACAUUGCGAAGAAAAAGCCCCUGUUUUGGCUAAGGAUGCCAGUACGAAAGACGACGAUUGGUUUGAAAUUUACGAUCCCCGAAAUCCACUUAAUAAACGACGAAGAGGAGAAAAGUCAUCCAAGAUAAACGACGACAAAAGUAGACGAACUGAUUCUCGUCGUAAAUAAUAUGUAUAGAACAAAAUUAUCUGUAUUGCUGUACAGAAUUGUGUAUAAAAUGUAUAUUACACUAAGUACAUUUUUUUUUUUAAUAAAAAUGUCGGUAUGUUCUGAA